AUGUCAACUUCGACGCUCCAGCUCCUCCCAACAACAGCGACCGAGAUUGCCCAGCUCGACCCCGCAACUCUGGCCUCGAUCCCUGGGGUCGCCUACGACCUCAAACGCCUCAAGGUCUACUCGUCCUGUCUCCGCUGCAGAGCCAAGAAGGUCAAGUGCGACCGCAAGGAGCCCUGCUCUCGCUGCGUCAAACACAGUGUCGAGUGCUCCUAUCGUGAACUCGCCUCUGUCCAGCUCGAUAUCCGUCAGUUCCAGCGUCACCUCAACAACCCCAAAAUCAGAAAGGAUGGCGCCGGCAUCAUUACCUCAACUGCGACUCCUAUUAUUACACUCCCCUCGGGCGACACUGCCGUCCUCUCGCCCGCCACCACUGCUGCUGCCACCUUGAUCGCAGCCGCCAAGGCCGGUGCCGCGGCUUCUCUCGCUGCUGGGUCUGGUUCAGGCUCUAAUAAAAAGAUUUCUGCUGAGAAAAAGGCAGCUUCUGCCGCCGCUAAGUCUUCUACCUCGUCGCCCUCCUGCUCUGUCCCCGUCUCGCCCACUACCGCCACUGCUGCCACCCCUCUCCACUCACACCCGGGAAGCCCCGCAAGCAGCGGUAGCAGCACCGAUACCGAGUCUGACACCCCCAUGUCUGCCCCCGCCUCGGCCAAGAGCAUCGCCAUGGCUCGCGCCAAGGUCCAUAAGAUCAUCCGUCGCAAGCCUGUCGUCCACAGACCUACCGUCGCUCCCAUCGAGAGGUUCGAGUCCAUCCAGGUCCACCGCCAUCAUCAUCCCAACAGCCAGUUGGUUGCCCAUGCCACCGAGGACGAUGAUGAUGAUGAGGACGACGACGCUGAGGAUGACAACGAUAUGGAUGACGACGACGAGGAUGAGGAUGAGAUUGAGCGUGUCGUCCUGCGCAGCAACCCUGGCUCUGGCCCCACCUUCUCCCACAUCACUGCUCUUCAGCAGCAGCAAGCUGAUGCCAACAUGUUGUCCGAGACUGAUGAUGAGGACCAGCCCCAGAGCCGUCGUCGUCGCAACAACGAAGACGUCCCCAUUUGGCGCGCCAAGGCCGUUGGCAAGCACACGCAGACCGUCCAUGAGCAAGACCUAGCGGAGACGUUUGGCCUCGCCGCCUACCUCCAGGCCAAGGAGUCGUCCAUGGAUGCUGGUGUUCCCGGCCAGACCAUCGAUUACGAUAUGGAGCUCGAGCGUGCCCUUGCCCAGCGCCUGCCCACAUCAUUCUCUCGUCCUGACCGUUCGUUGUCUCGCGCCCGCAAGUACGCCCAGGCUGGGUACAGCCCUUCCUUGCCCUAUGCCCGCCCCUCACACUGCCAGCUUGCCGGCGCCGCUAGCAACGGAGCCCAUGCCCCUGUCGCUGCCAACUGCUGCUGCCAGAUUGCGGCCAAGCAAGGCCAGGCGCCUGGCACUUGCUUCUUCUCAGAGAAGGAUGGCCGCUCCUUCGUUCGAGAAGAGGACUCCUCCAUGUCGCCCCCACCUGCCCAGGUUGUUGGGUAUGAGCAAGGCGAGACUGGCCGCAUUGCCUACUCGCCCUCGUACCAGCCCUCUUACAAUGCCAAGAACACUGCCUCUGGUGCUGCUGCUACUAGUCCUGUCUCGCCUGCUAGCGCCCAGAAGAUGGAGUGGUCUUCCUCGUCGAAGUCGUCCAUGAUCCCCCCAGCUCUAGCUAUCUCAUCGUUGAAGAAGUUUGACUCGUCUUCCGCGUCAUCCACCCCGAUCUCGUCGCCCAGAAUCGAGUUGCCUCCGAUCUACCUGCCCAAGCUGCCCUUCCACCAGACCACCCCCGCCUCAUCCGACCUCUCAGCCUUCCAGGUCGGUCGUAGCAGCACCAACAAGGGUACCAACGGCAACAGCAACAGCAGCGGUGACAGCCGUGCCCCACUCGAGAUUGCAUGCAAGUUCAACGAGCCCAAUGUCGAUGCUUGGGACAUGAUCGAGAAGCCCCUCUCGCGUACUGUCCCCAUUACGACCAAGCGUGGUCGCUCUGUCAAGAUGGAGAUGAACUGGAUCCUCUCUUAA
Molecule: messenger RNA, 2022 nt
Organism: Linnemannia hyalina
Lineage: Eukaryota; Fungi; Mortierellomycota; Mortierellomycetes; Mortierellales; Mortierellaceae
Source: the annotation of a GenBank genome assembly